GGUCAGACCGGAAGUGUUGCUAGCAGACAGCCGGAUCGUGGUGAGGUGGAGGUCUUGACAGAGAUGGCAGAGUUGCCGCUGUAUUUAACAAGCGUCAACGUUUCCCUGACCCAAACUAUGGAGACUGAAAAGAGUCUAGGAGGAGUGACAGACUUUGAGAGUGUGGAGAUGGAAGACUCUGCGGGGAGUCCGGGAAGAGUAAAGGUUCCCCGAAGGACCAUCUAUUUUGCCAGUGGAGAGACCAUGGAGGAAUACAGCACCGAUGAAGAGGAGGAGGAUCCUGUGAAGAAAGAUGUCAUCACUGUAGAUCCAGCUAAAUUAACCUGGGUUCCAUAUUUCUGGUUCCAAACGUGGAGAAUGGCCACCUCCACCAUCUCAGUGUGUGACUACAUGGGAGAGAGACUGGCCUCUCUUUUUGGCAUCACUAGUCCGAAGUACCAGUAUGCAAUUGAUGAAUACCACCGUAUAAAGAAAGAGGAGGAAGAAGAAGAGGAGGAGAACCGUCUGGCUGAGGAUGCGGAGCGUCAUUUUGUCGCGCAGAAAAGAGGCGAGCUAGAUGCUCCUCCCUCUGCUACUGUGGAACAGCCAGAGGCGUCCGGAGCAUCCUUUGUCAACAUUAGCUUUGAGCUCAAACCUGAGCCUCCUCUCAGUUCUCCAGACACCAACAGAGUCCCUUCCCCUCUCCCCUCCUGAAAACUGUCACUCACAAUCCUCUCACAUUCACACAUUUCGUCAGGCUAAAUCUUAUUUAACCUAGCUGUAUAAUUUAAUAAUGUUGUUACUUUUCUAUGCUUUUUUAUAAGAAGAGAUAUUAAUACAUAGUGCAGGGAAACAUUAAAAGGGCUGUGGAAGUGGCGGCAAUAGCCUUAUCUGUGAAUGUAACUUUUCUGUACAGCCUGACAUGCAAUUGAACCAUUUCUAGAGCAGAUUGGGACUGUACCCAACUCACUUUAAAAACAUAGAGACAGUGAAAUACAUGCUGGAUUAUAAUCUUAUUGAAGAAUUUACAUUAAAUGUAGUUCUUUCUCUAGAGUUUAUAGAGCUGGAUAGCUUUUGCUUUCCAAGCUAAACCGUGAGUGAGAACAGGUAGAGAUUAAAUCAUUUAUACACACAGGGAAUAUAUUGUCCUCCUCAUAACAUGUUAUUGCUAUAUUGUUGUCUGGAAUGAAGAAAUACAAACUAUUAUACUAGAAGUUAUAAAGAGGAAGGUUAUAUAGAAGUGGCAUCAAACAAACCAGUAGUUGAGUUCUAACGUGAUGUUCAGAUACACAAGACAACCCUUCCACCUCUGCCCUCUGUUAACGAGUCAAUGAAAACUACUGUAACUUCCUGCUGCUUAAACCAGACACAUGUUAUAUCGGGAUUUCUUUACUUUGAAGGAAUUGUCCAAUACACACAGAAACAUUUUCCAUAAUUCACUUUGUCGCGGCCAAACAUACUCUGGUUAACAUAAGAGCUCAAUGUGAAGUUACCAUGAAGCUGCAGUCUGUGGUCCAAAUUUGACUAGAGUACUAACCUUAAAGAAUUGGCUUCAUGUUUCUUUUUUAUUUGUUUCAGUGUAAACCUGCCUCUGUGAUGAUACUUGAAACAGUUUAUUUACAGCAACAACUCCUAUAAAAUACAAAAUGUUUUUUUCAAAAAAAAAACAGGCAGUGCAGCUAAUAUCAAUUCACUUUUAAUAUUACUUUAGUUUAAAUCUUUGAUAAUCAAAUAGAAUUCCAAUUUACUGGUGAUUGUUGAAAUACAUGGGGAAGUUGAGUUGCUCACAAACACUGACGGUACCUUCAUGUCUGCUCAGAGUUCAUUCUUUAAGUGUCCUUGCCUGAGCUGCCAGAAGCUUAUUAAUUAUUAUUAUCCACUGAAGGGACGUUGUGGUGUGGAGGCUCAGAGCAGAGCAGUGUUUAUUCAGGAGGAAACCAGAGGCCCACACACUGGGGCCUUUAUGUUUUCUCAUUACAACGCAGAACACAUGUUACUCUGCUCUUUUCAAACGGAUCCAUUUCUAGGAGAAAUUCUGUUAAUGGAAUCUGUAACUGGAAUACCAACCUAUUUAAUUCAGUUUGGGUAAAUUUCUUACAUUACUUAACACGGGACUUUAUUUAUGCUUUUUUAUGUAUUUAGAAACAUGCAAAAGUUAUUUUUAACAAACUCAAUGAAUCUGUAUAUACAUAUUUAUAUUUUCUGUGUUAAUAAAACCUUUAAACAAUCCAAAA
Molecule: messenger RNA, 2213 nt
Organism: Hippoglossus stenolepis (Pacific halibut)
Lineage: Eukaryota; Metazoa; Chordata; Actinopteri; Pleuronectiformes; Pleuronectidae
Gene: fam177a1a
Product: family with sequence similarity 177 member A1
Exons: 5
Coding region: 64-693 (209 amino acids)
Source: RefSeq, a predicted model, not a curated record